Molecule: messenger RNA, 3279 nt
Organism: Lachancea thermotolerans CBS 6340
Lineage: Eukaryota; Fungi; Ascomycota; Saccharomycetes; Saccharomycetales; Saccharomycetaceae
Product: KLTH0F08030p
Exons: 1
Coding region: 1-3279 (1092 amino acids)
Biological process (GO): calcium ion transmembrane transport; intracellular calcium ion homeostasis
Cellular component (GO): plasma membrane
Molecular function (GO): P-type calcium transporter activity; ATP binding; ATP hydrolysis activity
Source: RefSeq, a predicted model, not a curated record
AUGCCCGCCUCCCCGCAGACAGUGCCGCCACUCUCGCAGGAGUUUCACACGCUGAGCGUGCGCGACACCGUGCACGUGCUCAAGACAGACGCCAACAACGGCCUCCGCGCGUCUGACGCGCAGGAGCGCCUGGCCACGUACGGCGAAAACACGCUCGGUGACGACUCCGCCAUCGACUUCAAAAGCAUCCUCAUCCACCAGGUGUGCAACGCGAUGAUCCUCGUGCUGUUCAUCUCGAUGGUGAUCACGCUCGCGAUCCGCGACUGGAUCUCGGGCGGCGUGAUCGCCUUCGUCGUCUUCAUCAACGUGGCCAUCGGGUCCUUCCAGGAAUACAAGGCGUCCAAGACCAUGAACUCGCUCAAGUCGCUCAGCACGCCUAGCGCGCACGUUGUGCGCGACGGCAGCGACGAGACCAUUGCCAGCCAGCAGCUCGUCCCCGGUGACCUCUGCGUUGUCAAGGCCGGCGACACAGUGCCUGCAGACCUGCGUCUCGUGGAAUGUGUCAACUUUGAGACCGACGAGGCCCUGCUGACCGGCGAGUCGCUGCCCAUCGCCAAGGACUCGUCCCAGGUAUACCCCGCCACCGAGGACACCCCCGUGGGUGACCGCCUCAACCUGGCCUUUGCCAGCUCCACAGUGUCCAAGGGACGUGCCACCGGUAUCGUCGUGAAGACCGCACUCGACACCGAGAUCGGCAAGAUCGCACAGAGCUUAAAAGGCGACAACUCCCUGAUCUCCAAGGACGAGAACAAGUCCUUCUGGGGCAACGCCGCCGUUACCCUCAAGACCACCAUCGGCUCCUUCCUGGGCACCACCACCGGCACCCCGCUGCACCGCAAACUCUCCAAGCUGGCCGUCUUGCUAUUCUUCGUCGCAGUGGUCUUCGCCAUCGUGGUUAUGGCCACCCAGAAAUUCGUUGUCAACAAGGAGGUUGCCAUCUACGCUAUUUGUGUCGCAGUCUCCAUGAUUCCCUCCUCGCUGGUCGUGGUUCUCACGAUCACUAUGUCUGUUGGCGCCAAGAUUAUGGCAACCAGAAACGUCGUGGUGCGCAAGUUGGACUCUCUCGAGGCUCUGGGCGCCGUCAACGACGUUUGCUCCGACAAAACAGGUACUCUCACUCAAGGGCGUAUGAUCGUCAAGCAGGCUUGGAUCCCCUCCUUUGGCACCGUGACCGUCUCCAACUCCAACGACCCAUUCGACCCCACUGAUGGCAAUAUCGAACUCAUCCCCCGUUUCUCCCCACACGAGUACAACCACAACGAUACCGAGGACGUCGGGAUCAUCACUGACUUCAAAAACAAGUUCUUCGCAGACGCGCUUCCUCAAGAACUGGAUUCUGAUCUGUUUAUGAACUGGCUAAAGACCGCCACACUGGCCAACAUCGCACACGUAUAUCAGGACCCAGAAACCGGCGAUUGGAAGGCCCACGGUGACCCCACUGAAAUCGCCAUUCAGGUUUUCGCCCACAAGAUGGACUUUCCCAGAACCGCCUUAACUUUGGAAAACCAAUCUGACUCUGAGAGCGAGGUAGGAAGCUCUACUGAGAAGCUGCCCGAACAAGAAGCUCAAUACAAACACGUUGCCGAAUUCCCCUUCGACUCCUCUGUAAAGAGGAUGUCUGCAGUGUACGAUUCUCUAAAAGAGAACAACCGCCGCCAUGUUUUCACCAAGGGUGCAUUUGAAAGAGUCCUAAGCUGCUGCACGAAAUGGCUCCCUGAUGGCCACGACGAAAAGAACGCUAGAUCUAUGACCCAGGAAGACAAGGACCAAGUUUUGAAAAACGUUGAGACGCUGUCUUCCGAAGGCUUGCGUGUCCUGGCCUUCGCCACCAAAUCUUUUGAUGAGGCACAAGCUCAAGAGCUGGGCUCCAAGUUAACCAAGGAUCGUGACUUUGUCGAAAGCGAGUUGAUUUUCCUUGGCUUGGUCGGUAUCUACGACCCCCCACGCCCUGAGACUGCUGGUGCCGUGAAGCAAUUCCACAAAGCCGGCAUCAAUGUCCACAUGCUAACAGGUGACUUUCCUGGUACUGCCAAGGCUAUUGCUCAGGAAGUCGGAAUUUUGCCCAGUAACUUGUAUCAUUACCCCAAGGAGGUUGUCGAAUCUAUGGUUAUGACUGCCGCCCAGUUUGAUCAGCUAACCGAUGAAGAGAUCGACAACCUACUGGUUUUGCCACUAGUCAUUGCUCGUUGCGCGCCACAAACCAAAGUGCGGAUGAUUGACGCUUUGCACCGUAGGGAUAAGUUUUGUGCCAUGACUGGUGAUGGUGUCAAUGACUCUCCCAGUUUAAAGAAGGCCAAUGUUGGUAUCGCAAUGGGAAUUAAUGGCUCAGAUGUUGCCAAAGAUGCUUCUGAUAUUGUUUUGAGUGACGACAACUUCGCUUCCAUCUUGAAUGCCGUCGAAGAGGGUAGAAGGAUGAGCGAUAACAUCCAAAAGUUUGUUCUUCAGCUUCUCGCUGAAAAUGUUGCACAAGCUUUGUACUUAAUGAUUGGGCUGUGCUUCUUAGAUGAACAAAAGUUGUCCGUGUUCCCGCUAUCUCCUGUCGAAGUCUUGUGGAUUAUUGUUGUUACGUCUUGUUUCCCCGCCAUGGGUCUUGGACUUGAAAAGUCAGCCCCAGAUAUCAUGGAAAAGGAGCCAAAGAACUCAAAAGUAGGCAUCUUCACCUGGGAAAUUAUCUUGGACAUGUUAGUGUACGGUACUUGGAUGGCUGCUUGCUGCCUGGCUUGUUUCGUAACCGUGAUCUACGGUAAAGGCAACGGCCAACUGGGUGUGGACUGUAACAACUCGUACUCGGAAAGCUGUCACUACGUUUUCCGCGGUCGUGCUGCUACAUUUGCCAGUAUGACUUGGUGUGCACUGAUUUUGGCCUGGGAAGUUAUUGACAUGAGAAGGUCGUUCUUUAAGAUGCAACCCGAGACCGACACACCAUACACACAAUGGAUGAAAGAUAUCUGGUCUAAUCAGUUUUUGUUUUGGUCGGUAAUUUUCGGCUUCCUCUCGGUCUUCCCUGUGGUUUACAUCCCAGUGAUCAACGAUGAUGUCUUCAAGCACAAGGGCAUAGGAUAUGAAUGGGGACUUGCGUUUGCAUACACAGUUGCGUUCUGGAUUGGCGCUGAAGUUUAUAAAUACUUCAAGAGAUGCUACUUCAAGAACAAAGGCAAAGCGCGCAACCCAGAAAACGACUUGGAGAGCAAGCGUGUCCAUGACCCCUUCGAGAAGUAUAACACUGCACACUCUGGCUCCACUACUUUGCAGGUCACUGUAGGAGACUAUAAGAAUUGA